AUGACAUUGUUUACGGAUGCAUUAAAAAACAGCACCAAGGCUUUCUGUCUGAACACGAGUCAGCAUGGAUUCAAGUUUAUCUACUUAAGCAAACGAACACUGCUUGAAAGAAUAAUUUGGGUAUUGGUAAUCGUCAUGUGUUUAAUUGCGAUCACAAUUUACUCCAUGCUGAUCUAUGAUGCAUACGCGAAUCAGGGCUCCACCAUAACCACGGAUACCACCCACAACCCGUUAUGGCACUACCAUUUCCCAGCAAUAACCAUCUGUAGCGUGAACAAGAUCUCCCUGGACCUAGUGGAAAAACAUGCGGGACUCUUAUGUAAAUGGAAAGGGGACAUUCGGAGAUGCGCUGUUCUUUUCAAGAGAAGUCUUACAGUUUUCGGUUUCUGCUGUAGUUUUAAUUACUUAGCUUUGGAUGAUGAAAAGACCAAUCACAUUUCGCCACAGCGUAUCUCACAGUGCAACUUCAAAUCUGCUCUUAAUAUUUUAAUCAAUGUGAGACCAUCGAAUUACGGCGCUUACGACAUGAAAACUUAUGGAGUUAAUGUGUUUGUGCAUCAUCCAUUUGAAUACGUCGAAUGGUCCACGGAAUUCGUGCUUCUUCCACAAUCCACCACAAACUUUGUUUCGGUCACUCCUCAAAUUACCUAUGUUUCUGAUGAUCUGGUGGAUGUUCAUCCUAAAGAUAGGAACUGCUUGAUGAGCUACGAAAGGAAACUGGAUAAAUUCCGAUUGUACACAAGACGCAAUUGCAUGACGCAAUGCCGCAUGGAUGUCGUGCGACGAAGAUGCGGUUGCUACCCAUUCUACUACAACUUUCUCAAUGAUGAUUUUCUUCACGCAAUGCCUAGGGUUUAUCAUCACACCUACUGCGAUUGUCCAGAAAAUUGCGAGUACACCACUUACAAUAUGCAAUAUUCCGGUGGAGGUAUCAGCAAGAACAAAGACAUAGCUUUAACCACCGUCGGCAAUGGUAUUUCCAUCGAAAAUCAAACGUCGUUGAGGGUUUUCUUCGGGAAUAUCGUCUUUAUCAAGAACAAUCAUACCAGAGAGUUCGAGUUUUUCUCUAUUUUAGCUCUACUGGGAGGAUUAUUGGGACUUUUUAAUGGUAUAAGCAUUCUGUCUUUGGUAGAAAUCAUGUACUGGUUCGUAGUUAGAUUAUUUCUGCAGAUGAAAAACGCUAGAAAAGAGGAUACAAAACUGAAGAAGCAGAAGAAGGAUGGAAAGGUGUCCAGAAAUGUUUACUUCGUGGAUUUCAAAAACUAA
Nicrophorus vespilloides is the source of this 1266-nucleotide messenger RNA. Its product is annotated as sodium channel protein Nach-like. Gene Ontology annotation, biological process: sodium ion transmembrane transport. Gene Ontology annotation, cellular component: membrane. The record is from RefSeq and is a predicted model, not a curated record. The transcript has 7 exons. The coding region runs from base 1 to 1266 and encodes 421 amino acids. NCBI's taxonomy places the organism in Eukaryota, Metazoa, Arthropoda, Insecta, Coleoptera, Silphidae. Gene Ontology annotation, molecular function: ligand-gated sodium channel activity.